Molecule: messenger RNA, 911 nt
Organism: Brienomyrus brachyistius
Lineage: Eukaryota; Metazoa; Chordata; Actinopteri; Osteoglossiformes; Mormyridae
Gene: hddc2
Product: HD domain containing 2
Exons: 6
Coding region: 51-704 (217 amino acids)
Cellular component (GO): cytoplasm
Molecular function (GO): 5'-deoxynucleotidase activity
Source: RefSeq, a predicted model, not a curated record
ACUUCCGGUUCAGUGUUACAACGACGGAAGCCGGCGUGAAGUGCGUGGGUAUGAACAACAUGCUGCAGUUCAUGAAACUUAUAGGGCAGUUAAAGGUAAGGGAGAAUACUUUUGGCGUGGUUCCGCGGACAGGCUGGGUGUACAACAGCAUCCAGCAGCCCGAGAGUGUGUCCGAUCAUAUGUACAGGAUGUCCAUGAUGGCCCUAACCAUCACCGACAGCACCAUCGACAAAGACAGGUGCAUAAAACUGGCUUUGGUUCAUGACAUGGCCGAGUGCAUUGUGGGUGAUAUCGCGCCAGCAGAUAACGUCAGCAAGGCGGAGAAGCACAGAAGAGAGGAGGAAGCUAUGAAGCACCUAACUGGACUGCUUAAGGACGAUCUGAGGAAAGAGAUUUAUGGGCUGUGGGAAGAGUACGAGUAUCAGUCGAGCCCCGAGGCCAAGCUGGUGAAGGAGCUGGAUCAACUGGAGAUGAUCCUGCAGGCCUUCGAGUACGAGGAGCUGGAUAAGAAACCUGGAAAGCUGCAGGAGUUUUUUGAUUCCACAAAAGGGAAGUUCAGCCACCCAGAAGUCCUUCAGCUGGUCAGGAGUUUGAAUGAAGAGCGAGCUGAUCACAUGGCAGCGGUGAGCGAGACCUCUCGCAAAGACUCUUUGAGCACUGAUAGCCAAUCACCCAGCGUGAUAGCCAAUCAUCAUACCGUGUGACUCUAACCCCUUUUUUAUAAUUAAGGGUAGCAGAGACUCUUGUUUCACUUGAUUCGCUCAGAAGCAUAGCAUUGAUCACCAGGAAAGUGACAUCCCUGUCCCUUAUUUAUAAAAUACUGUGUAUUUGUUCUGGAGAUAAAAGUUACCAUCCGGCCUGUUACAAAGACUUUGUGUUUGCAACCUCAUCCAAGUAAAUUAUAAAUCAAG